Cucurbita pepo subsp. pepo (vegetable marrow) is the source of this 1391-nucleotide messenger RNA. Its product is annotated as BAHD acyltransferase At5g47980. The record is from RefSeq and is a predicted model, not a curated record. NCBI's taxonomy places the organism in Eukaryota, Viridiplantae, Streptophyta, Magnoliopsida, Cucurbitales, Cucurbitaceae.
AUGGAACUCCAAAUUCUCUCCACACAGAUCAUCAAACCUUCUUCUCCCACCCCUCCGGAGCUACGCCGUUUCAACCUCUCUCUGCUCGACCGGCUCGCCACCGCCGGCUACGUCCCCCUCAUUCUCUUCUUCGCCAACCACGGCGGAGCGCCGCCUUUCGAGGAGAGAUCUCGCCGUCUUAAGAAGUCACUGGCGGAGACUUUGACCCGGUUUUACCCACUCGCCGGUCGGGCUAGAGAGAAUAGCUACAUCCAAUGUAACGACGACGGCGCUGAGUAUGUUGAAGCUCGAGCCAACUCUGUUCUCGCCGAUUUUCUUAAGGAACCGACGCCGGAGCUGCUUGCUUGUUUUCUUCCGAUUAAGACUGAAGCCCCUGAGGCGGCUGAUGGCGGACGUAUGUUUUUAGUUCAGGUGACAUUAUUUGAAUGUGGCGGAAUGGCAAUAGGUGUAAGCUUCUCACACAAGCUAGUCGACGCAUACUCCAUCAGCGUCAUCUUAAAAACCUGGUACCUAGCGGCGCUCGGCUCCGACACGGCGGAGGCCGAGUUUCUACAAGCAUCUCUGGUUCCACCGCCGGAAGGAAUCCCAAUCAGUGUCCCUCCGACCGACUUAGGAGCCAAGGACAAAUUAGCAAGCCGAAGACUAGUCUUCAACGGCUCCAAAAUCGCCGCUCUAAAAGCCGCCGCCGCGAGUAAGCUCAUACCGAACCCAACUCGGGUGGAAGCCAUAACGGCGCUCAUUUGGAAAUGCGCAAUGAAAGCCGCCACCAAAACGACGUCGUCAAAUCCUCCAACUCUAUCCGUCAUGUCCCAAACGGUAAAUUUACGCAAAAGACUAACCCCACCGCCGCCGGAAUAUUCCAUCGGAAACCUCCUCGGGAACUUCGUGUCGGAGAGAAUCCCGCCGGCGGAGAAAACCCUGCCGGAGCUGGUGGAGCUUCUGAGAGAUGGAAUUACAGAGUUUAAUAAAAAUGGGAUUAAUACAUACGAAGGGAAAGAUGCGUUUUUGAAGAUAAUUGAAAAGCUUCAAGAAUUGGGAGCUCUGUUUAUGAGAGAUGACGUGGCGUUUUAUAUUAGUAGUAGUUGGACCCGGUUCGGGUUAUACGAGAUGGAUUUCGGGUGGGGAAAACCGGUUUGGGUCAGUAUUGGGAGCAUCAUGUUCUUGAAUUUUGUGGUGCUUACGGAUGCUAGAGAUGGGGAAGGAAUCGAGGCUUGGGUUACUUUGAAAGAAGAUGAAAUGGGUUCUUUUGAGCUUGAUGAGGAGUUGCUUGAUUUUGCUUCCGUCAACCCGAGCGUCGUUAUGUUGACCUAAACUUGUUCGGUUCAAUAUAAUUCUCACUUAUGAAGCAAGCUCGAGCGUCGUUGUGUUGAUCUAGACUGGUUCGGUUCAAU